Messenger RNA from Octodon degus (degu), 888 nucleotides. It is a transcript of the gene Lyg1, whose product is annotated as lysozyme g1. Gene Ontology annotation, biological process: peptidoglycan catabolic process; defense response to Gram-positive bacterium. NCBI's taxonomy places the organism in Eukaryota, Metazoa, Chordata, Mammalia, Rodentia, Octodontidae. Gene Ontology annotation, molecular function: lysozyme activity. The record is from RefSeq and is a predicted model, not a curated record. The transcript has 6 exons. Bases 161 to 745 code for a protein of 194 amino acids. Gene Ontology annotation, cellular component: extracellular region.
UGCUCUCUCUUUCUCCAUUUCUUCUUCUCUUUCUUACCUAGCCCCUCUCCUGGAAACUGGUGUGAACAAAGACAAAUGCCAGGCCUAAAAUGCCAACAGGAACCUACAAUUAGGAUCUGCUUUCUGAGCAUUUCAGGAGCGGCAGAGCCAGAUCUUCAGUAUGUCUGCAUUGUGGCUGCUCCUGGGCCUGCUGGCCCUGACUGACUCAUCUGAAAGCCGCGACGGGGGAUGUUACGGGAACAUCCAGACCCUGGACACCCCAGGAGCAUCCUGUGGAAUUGGAAGACGUCACGGCCUGACCUACUGUGGAGUCCGUGCUUCUGAAAGGCUGGCUGAAAUCGACCUGCCUCACCUGCUGAAAUACCAGCCCAUUAUGCGGACAGUCGGCCAGAAGUACUGUGUGGAUCCUGCAGUGAUCGCGGGGGUCCUGUCCAGGGAGUCUCUCCGAGGCAGGGUUCCAAUCAACAUGGGCAUGCCGAUCAACAUACCGCAGGAUACAAAUGCUUUUGCUCCCACAUCCUGGAUCAGUGAGUCCCAGGUUUCCCAGAUGACCAACGUCCUGACCAGUACAAUCAAAGAAAUCCAGAGGACAUUUCCAACCUGGACCCCUACCCAGUACCUGAGAGGUGGACUCUGCGCCUACGGCAGGGGUUCUGGCUUUAUCAGAAGCAGCCAGGACUUGAGCUGCGACUUCUGCAACGAUGUCCUUGCACGUGCCAAAUACUUCAAGAGACACGGCUUCUAGAACCCAAGCUUGUGUCACACAAGGCCUCAACUGUUGCACAGAAAAAGCUAGCCGAUGGAGCUUGCCGUUGUGAAUCUGGGGUUGACCAGAGAAGGUCAUCAAAAUAACUAUGAAUCAUAUUAAAGGAAGAAUUGUUACCUGCA